This is a messenger RNA of Oryctolagus cuniculus (rabbit), 2937 nucleotides long. The record is from RefSeq and is a predicted model, not a curated record. Lineage: Eukaryota; Metazoa; Chordata; Mammalia; Lagomorpha; Leporidae.
GUGGGCGUGGCUAGGCCACACUUGGGCAGCGUGGAAAGCACAUAUGAGAGAGAGGCCAGGGUCGCAGCAAGACCCAGGGUCCUGCCUAUAGCCCAGCGGGAGCUGUCGGUAGCCCUGCACUAUCUCUUGAGGCGCAGACGCUGAUCCAGUUUCCCACGCGAUCCCCGGCUCCCAGCGCGGGCCCCGCACACAGGAAGGAGUACAAGGCGGCCUGCGCCAUGGCCGCGGGCGCCCUGCCGCCAUGCAGCACGUGGCUGCGGGAUUUCCUCAGGGCGUCACACUUCUCCCUAGGGCCCGACCUGCGGCUGCACCGCGGCGACCUGCACUCCAGGUCGCACUACGACUUCCCGGCCUACCCGCACGCCUCCCGGGCACAGCCCAGCCCGCCGUCACCACCCUCGCCACUGCUCCACGUGGACACGCGCUGGGCGGGCGAGGUCCACGUGCCGGAGACGCGCCGCGCAUUCCCGCCACCGAGCACGCCUUCCGCGCAAAUGGUGCAGGAGCAGGCUCGGGAGCGUGCGCUCGCCCUGGGCGCCAGCCACGUGCGCGCUCCCGAGGGCGCGCGAGCCCGCACGGGCAUCUCCACCGCGCGCGCCACCUACGGCUGGCCCGAGCCGCCCGCUAGCGCGCACGAGCAGAUCCGCGGCGCGCGUCUCCUCUUCGACCGCGACUCAGUGCCGCCGGGAGACCCCGAGAAGCUGCGUUUCCCGCUCACCACGUACCGGGCGCUGUUUCCCCCCUACGACCCGUGCCUGCAGCCCCGCAUGCCCUGCUACCACCUGGGGGGCCCAAACACCCUCAAGUGGGACUACUGGAACCGAGACAAAACCACCUACCAGAGACUGUUCCAGGCCCUGCCGGGUCCCCCCGCCCUGAUGUGUAAAAGGGCCUCCUCCAGCGUGCAACUGGGAGACAGCAAAAUCGGCUACGGACCCCUGUGUUCUGAGCAGAAAGAGUUCUACAGGCCCCAAGACCUACCCCCCGACAGGUAUGACAAGGCCCAGGCGGUGGCCCACAACCAGAACGUGAGCAUUCGUCCCGGAGACAGCCGCUUCCUCCGCAGGACCACCAAGGCCGAGCACUUCCGAGCCCCGGAGCCAGAGCCUGUCGUGCUUCACCGAGAUACGACUCCCGAGUCGCACAUCCUGGAAGGGACCUGGCACCCUGGUCCCGGCAGCCUGGAAACCUCCACGCAGCGCUUCUAUGGCCAGCCGCCGCCCCCGACCCAGCCGCCCAGCCGCCACCUGAGCCAUGACAGGUUGCAGGAUCACGUGAUCCUGGGAGACGCGAAGCUACUUGGCCACUUCUUCCAGACCACCAUGGGCUCGGACUACUUGCCCUCAGAUAAGGGGCGGCCAGAGAGAGCACCCAACCUCCACUUGAUGAAGAGCAAAAUAUGGGAGAAGAUCCCUGAACCGGACUUUUUAACCACGAACCAGAAGAUGAUUAAGGCACACAGAGCAGCCCCAGCCUCCACCACGGAAGACAUGCUGCAGCGGAACAAGUACAGCCACGUGGAGCCGCCGCUGGGUGGACAGCGCUUUUUCUCAACUCAGUACACAGAUGAGUUUCCCUUCAAGUACCAGGGCCCAACGGUGCUGAGACAGAGCAAGAUACAAGAGAGCCAUGUGCCCUUGGGCACGCCUCGCCGCUCGGGCUGCCUGGGUGAGAAGGUGGACCCUCGAGCCCCCCAGUCCCAAAUGUACCCAUGCCCCAGCCAGCAGUAAACGCCAGCUCAGCAGCCUCCCGCUCCUCCCUGUUAGUGAGGCACCAGACGGGAGGGGCUGGAGGAGGGCCUGCAAGGGCGAGAAUGAUGCCCCUGGGGAAGCCCUGCAUGCCUGCACGGGUUGCUCGGUGCACUGAGACCCGUGUCACGGGGAAGAAUGGAGGCUCCUGGCGCUUGAUGGACACGUUCCACACCCUGCACCGUGGUCCCAGGCAAGGCGUUGGGUCUCAGUUGACUCCUCUGGGAAAUGGAGCUAAGUGGUAACUCUUGGAUUCGAUUGUCAUCUAUGAGAAAGGUAUGGGUGCCUCUCACUGUGUGUGGUGUGUGUUUGUGUGUGUGUGUGUGUGUGUGUGUAUGGCUGGAUCUGGAGGGAGAGCUUCCCUUCUGAUGACGAAGGUGAGGCAGGCAGAGGAAGGAGCUCUUGGUCUAGGAGAGACCAGGUAGGGCUGAAGACGGCAUCGCUGAGAAGGACCCAUCGUUUUCCUCCCCCGUGGGCAGACUCAGGGAGCUGAGUGGUGCAUCGACUGCUCACCAAGGUCAGAGCACCAGGCCCAGGAGCAAAUCCACAAGACCCACCAGGGCAUGAGCAGGUCCAAUAAAAGGGGUAGGUGUUCAGGCAGCGAAAAAGCAAACAGGGUUGAUAGGUGGAGGGCGGAGCAGGGCCCUGGAGCCCCUGGGUCACGGGGCUCCAUGAGAACCAGGACCUUGGACAGCGUCCAGUGUUUAAGGUGUGGGAUCAUGUUGGGGGGGGGGGGGGGAUAGGCUGGGCCUCGGUGGCCACACCUAGAGUGUGCCUCCCUGUAGACUGCUGAGCAUCCAGUUACAGUGAGUGAACUCGACUCUCUAGAACCUACAGUCACACCUCCAAAGACCAAAGCCCCCAGUCCCACGUCAGUUCUUCAAGGCCAGGUCAUGAUUGCCACAGAAGGGGCAGCUCUGGGGACAAGCUGAGCCCGUGGUUGCUCUCAUGAUGUCAGCUUCUGGCCACAGAACUCCUCUUCUUGCUUCCCCUAAAGAUAUUUAGAUGGCUUAGGUAUCUGGGCCCCUGCCACCCACAUGGGAGACCCAGAUGGAGCAUGGGAGACCCGGAUGGAGCUCCCAGCUUCUGGCUUCAGCCUGGCCCAGCCCUGGCUGUUGUGGGCAUUUGGGUAGUGAACCAGCAGAUGGAAUGUCUCCCUCUUUGUCUUUUUUUUUUUUUUACAGGCAGA